AUGUCGCAGGCUUCCAAAACCCUGACUGUGUUCGGCGCCACUGGCAACCAGGGUGGCUCCGUGAUUAAAACCAUUCUUGCCGACCCCCUUCUUUCAAAGCAAUGGAAGAUCCGUGGAGUCACCCGCGAUCCCUCAAAGGCCGCUGCUCAAAGCUUGGCAGCCCAGGGGGUGGAGAUGGUCGCGGGCGAUAUCUCUUCCUUCAAUCAGGCUCUACCUGCUGUUACUGGCGCCCACACAGUGUUCUUAGUCACCAAUUUCUGGGAGAGCAUGAGUCGAGAGACUGAAGUGGCCCAGGGAAAGGCCGUGACCGAUGCCUGCAAGGAGGCCGGGGUCAAGCAUCUGAUCUUCUCCUCGCUGCGCAAUGUGACCGAGAUCACCAAUGGGCGAUUGCCCAACGUGACGCACUUUGACGGCAAGGCCGAGGUCGAGGCGUACAUCCGGGCGAGUGGUGUCCCUGCCAGCUUUGUCCUCGCCGGUCUCUUCAUGAGCAAUUUCUUCCAGUUCUUCAAUAAACAGGAUGAUACUUACAGCCUGGCCUGGCCUGUUGAUAUGCAAACGGCCCAGGUUCCUCUCUUUGAUGUGGCCGAGGAUACUGGCAAGUUCGUCAAGGCCGCCAUCAAACAUUAUCCAACUACACUCAACCAGCGCAUUCUGGCCGCAACGGACUACUACACCCCGCAAAGAAUCGUAGACGAGUUCCGUGCAGCCACCGGCAAAAAGGCGCAGGCGAUCACCAUCCCCGCUGACAUGUUUAAGUCUUUCCUGCCGGCGGCCGUGGCGCAGGAGAUGCUGGAGAAUAUCCUACUUCUGGGAGACGUGGGCUAUUACGCCGGAGAGCCCUUGGCUGAUUCCCACAAACUCUUGGAUGAGAAGCCUACGCAGUGGAGGGAAUUCGUGACUCGCAACCAGGACAAAUUUCCUUGA
This is a messenger RNA of Aspergillus wentii DTO 134E9, 924 nucleotides long. Its product is annotated as NmrA/HSCARG family protein. Lineage: Eukaryota; Fungi; Ascomycota; Eurotiomycetes; Eurotiales; Aspergillaceae. The coding region runs from base 1 to 924 and encodes 307 amino acids. The transcript is spliced from 3 exons. The record is from RefSeq and is a predicted model, not a curated record.